Messenger RNA from Arachis ipaensis, 824 nucleotides. Its product is annotated as replication protein A 14 kDa subunit B. Lineage: Eukaryota; Viridiplantae; Streptophyta; Magnoliopsida; Fabales; Fabaceae. The record is from RefSeq and is a predicted model, not a curated record. Gene Ontology annotation, cellular component: nucleus. Gene Ontology annotation, molecular function: DNA binding. Gene Ontology annotation, biological process: DNA repair; DNA recombination; DNA replication.
AAGGUGACUUCUCCUUUUCUUUUUUCCGUUUAUGUUUUUUACUUCAAUUCUUUGAUGCUGUGGAUGUUUCUUUUUCUGCACUUAUCUUGCGGAAACUAUUCUUAGGGUUUUUUAGUGCUACGGGGUUAAGUUGAAGGCCAUGGACACUUCAAACCCCGCUGUGUUUGUAAAUGGCGAGUUGCUUCCAAAGUUCAUAGGAAAGAAAGUACGAACGGUGGUUCAGGUGAAUAAAUGUGAUGGUGUGGUCACUGCAGCAAAAUCCACAGAUGAUCAAGAACUAACUGUGAAUGGUUUGCCACAAGUCCCUCUUAUGAAUUUUGUUGAAGUAAUUGGUAUUGCGGAAACUAAUCACUCCAUCAAUGCUGAAAUCUGGACUGACUUUGGCGCCACUUUUGAUACCAAUUCUUACAAUCAGUUAUGCCAACUAGCAAAUGGAGAAUUCAGAAAUCUGUUUCUCUAGGGACCUGACCUUACCGAAUGUUUGAUCAGGAAUUGAACGGUAUGGAAUUGCAGCCUUCAUUCUUGGGUGUUAGGAACUUAGGGUGUAAAUGUAUGAUCAAAAGCAAUGACUAGAAUGCAUGUUUAUUCAGAGGAGCAGGCAGAGCAUGUGCUCUGUAUAAACUCUCUUUUCUCUUGGAGAUACUCGUAUCUGAUUAUCUCUAAUUUAUUUCUGGUUUGGUUUGGUUUAUAAUUAUAUACGGGCCUACAAUGCUUACCUAAGUUUAUAUAUGCACGUUACCUCUAAUGUUAUAUUUAGCUUGGUCUAUAUACAGUAUAAAAGUGUUGUCCCUUAAUUAUAUAUUUGGUGGCUAUCUUCGUUAUCA